Messenger RNA from Parnassius apollo (apollo), 3087 nucleotides. Lineage: Eukaryota; Metazoa; Arthropoda; Insecta; Lepidoptera; Papilionidae. The record is from the annotation of a GenBank genome assembly.
AUGUGCGUAGCUCGGUGUGGUGGCGGCGGGCGGGCGAUGCGAGCGGCGCAGGGGGGCGCGGCGCUGGCGGCGGCGGGGCGCGCGGCGGCGCGCGACGACGCGCUGCGUCUGCAGCCGGCGCGGCCGAGCGACGCGGCGCGCUACACGUGCGGCGUCACCGCGCCCGGCGGAGCCACGGCUGCCGGCGAUAUCGAUAUACAAGUCCGCAAUCCUCCCAAAAUAUCACCAUUCAUGUUCUCUUCGGAAUUAACUGAGGGCAGUGCUGUGCAAGUUCUAUGCGGAGUAUCAUCUGGAGACAAGCCCAUGUACUUUUCAUGGCUUAAAGAUGGUCAUCCAAUUCCCACUGACUUGCAGAUAGAAGAGAAGAGCUUAAACGAAUUUUCACUGUUGAUGUUCUCGGAUCUAACGGCGCGCCACAGUGGGGACUACACGUGUAGUGUGUCGAACCACGCAUCUACUGCAAACUACACCGCCACUCUUAGUGUCAAAGUUGCACCAUCAUGGAUUACGGAACCCUUAGACGUGGCUGUAUUACUGGGAGCACCUUUUAUACUAGAAUGCGCGGCUAAAGGUUACCCAACGCCAGUUAUGACAUGGUUCAGAAGACUAGGUAGCGAUUUAGAGGCAAUGGACCACUGGGAGGCAACUGGAGCGGGGUGGGGGGAAAACGCAGGAUUUUCGUACGUGUCGGGCGGUGCGGAGCAUCAGGUGGCGGGUAGCGUGGCGCGGGCGCGGCUGGCGGCCCGCGCGGCGGUGCGCUCGCAGCAGGGCGCCUACCGCUGCACGGCAGACAACGGCGUCGGCGCGCUCCUACUCAAGCACGUCAACGUUACCGUGCACGAGCCGGCGCACUUCGCGGGGGCGCACGGCUCGCUGCGCAACGUGUCGGCGGUGCGCGGUGCGGCCACGGCGCUGGUGUGCGACGCACGUGGCGACGCGCCGCUUGCCGUGCGCUGGACGCAUCGUGCGCGCGCUCUCGACCUCGACUCAUUCAGAUGGACUAUAUCGGAAACACGAUCAGGCGAGGGUUUACGCUCAGUUCUCAACAUACGCGCGGUGGAACGCGAAGACGCGGGCGAGUACCGCUGUCAAGCUCAUAACCGCUUCGGCAAGAGCGAGCUAAUUAUAUUUCUAUACGUCGAAGAGCCCCCGGAAGCACCACGAUCAGUGCUAUUGGGUGGAACGAGUUCGCGUUGGAUUCGUGUCCGAUGGCGGGCCCGACCCGAAGCUACCGUGCAAUAUUCCGCUCUCUGCACUUCGCUUAACACUCUGCCAACUCCAGAUGAUACUACACUGGCUAUCAACCUUACAUUAGAAACAGGAGAUGACGAUACACCUGACUCUCAAGGAUAUCGUUCAUUGAGUUCAAAACUGGAAGGUCUUCGGCCGGCCGCUGCGUACUCCCUGCGCCUUAUCGCCUCUAAUCACGUUGGCCAGUCGCCACAUUCUGAACCGCUGCUCUUUACGACGUUAGAAGAAGCUCCAAACGGAACGCCGCAGAAUAUUCACGUAAAGCCAGUUAAUACGGAAGAGCUGCACGUGUCUUGGUCGGCUCCCGCACAACACACAUGGAACGGAGAACUGCUGGGGUAUGUGGUGUCGUGGCGAGAGCUGAGUCGGAUGGAGGAGGAUAGCGCUGAGUGGGAGGGAGCAGAUGAGGGGGCAGGGUUGCGUGCCGGAAGUGCAGUGUCCGUCGGAUGGAGUAGCUCAGAGAUAGCGUUGGUCGGGCUACGAGAGUUCGCGCGCUACGCGCUCACAAUGCGCGCCUACAACGCGGCGGGUGCCGGUCCGCACUCGCCCGUCGUAUACGCUACAACUGCUGAUGGGGUUCCCGAGACAGCACCAAGCGACGUGACGUGUGUAUCGGAGGGCGCGCGUUCGUUACGAGUGCGCUGGGCGCCGCCGCGCGCCGCACACAACGUGCUAAGCGGCUACGAUGUGCUCUACGCACCGAUACACAACGCGCCCAUCUGCCAACCUCACUCUCUUCUGGUUCAUAAUCCCGAGAGGAUUGAGAGGAGGAGCGAGAGGUCGGCGAUCGGAACUGACGCAAGCGUGUGCGCAGCGUGGCGCGGCGCGGGCGCGGAGCAGGCGCUGCGCGUGGCGGGCGCGGCCGCGCGCGAGGCGGCGCUGGCGCUGCGUGCGGCCGCGGUCUACUCGCUGCGCGUGCGCGCGCGCGCCCCGCGCGGGCCCGGCCCCGCCUCGCCGCCGCUGCACUGCGCCACCACAGACGACGUUCCGGGCGCGGUGGAGACGCUGCGUGCGGUUGCGACAUCGCACGACACAGUACGCGUGGCUUGGCUGCCGCCCGCCGAGCACACUGCUCAUCUCACGCACUACACGUUGCACAUCCGCGAGCUCGCCAGAGCGGGCGGCGAGUGGUCGCAGCGUGUAGAGGUGCAACAAGACUACAAAUUUCAGACAUUUAGUGAUACACUGAAAAAAAUCGGAGAACAGAACUACGCAAUUCAGCAAUCUAUUGAAUUUCUAUCGGCUAAAUAUGAUAAUGUUCUAAAAAAAAUGGAAAGUCUACAUAAGGAGAAUGAAGGAUGUAAGUCUCGAAUAACACUUCUCGAAAACAAGAUAGAACUUAUGGAACGCUCUGCUCUUGCCUCCACCAUCGAAAUUAGAAAUGUACCUAAGAUGCGAUUCGAAAAUAAACAGGCUCUUUGUGAAUUAUUGAAACAUGUUGGCUUAGCCCUUAAUCAGCCAAUCGAGGACAAUGAUAUCUGUGACAUUUACCGUAUAAAAUCCAAGUUUAAAGAGGAUACCCCCAUAAUCGCAAGGUUGAAUACCACCUCCAUUAAGGAGUCAAUAAUUCGCUCAGUAAAAUCAUUUAAUAAACAAAACCGGGAUAUGAAACUUUCUUCUAAACACCUACAAAUCGACGGACCACCACGGCCAAUAUUUGUCUGCGAAGCUUUGACUGCCAAAGCCAGGCGGUUAUUUCACCUUGCUAAAGAAUUUGCUAAGACUAAUAAUUAUAACAGAUGCUGGAUCUCAUACGGAAAAAUUUUUCUAAGGAAGAUAGAUGGCUUGCCGUCCAUAAAAAUCGAUUCGGAAGAAGACUUAAACAGACUGAAGUGA